CACCACGUCAGCAGCAAUUGCAAAGGCUAAGAGCGCGUCUUACCCGGCUGAAAAUCGUCGCAAGUUCCUUCUGGCUCUCCCAGGCUAGAUAGUAGUUUUUCCAAACUUUGAAAUUGAAUCUAGCUACCCCGCGGAUACCGCACAUUGUACCACCAAGGGAAACCGCUUGCACCCGAACAUCUCUAUAAACUCUCGGUAAGCUCAUUCAAGCCUUACUCUCUCCCGAAUCCCGUGAUCAAUUUCAUCUAUACUUGUGUGAAGCCAUGGUCAAUAAAUUGAUCUUCACCCGGUUUCUCGGAAGGCCAUUCUGGUUCCUGGAUGGGAAACUGGAUGAAAACGAUGAGACUGGAGAUCCGUCGUUCGCUGAGCGACUCCACUAUCUGUAUCAAAGAUACCACGAAGCAAGUCCUGUGAACGCGGUUUGGUCGAGGAUGGUCACCCUCGGCCUGGCCAACCUGAAGGAAGACUUGUCGCCCAGGGAUCCUCGUGACAACCCUCCUUAUGUUUUCGGGGAUGAAAAUCGAAAGCGACAGGCGAACAUAGCAGAGAAUCUGGCGGAUCAUCUUCUAGAGGACAGCCUGUUUCAGCUAUUUCUUGAUGAAUUGGCCGGUGCGGAAGAGGAUACGAGGCGUCGUAGGCUGAUCGGGGUUCUCCAAGCCGGUGCGCAGUAUCUCACAGCGCAUGAGUUGGCAUUGGGAGGACAAUUAAAGGUUCAUCGACUGCCCGAGUUGAAGCAGUUUGACCCAGCUACAGGAAUUAUGUUCUCGGGUCGGGUCCAUCAAAAGGAGCGGAAGAAUACUCCGCCCUUGGUUCCCAAGCCUCACGGCCGGGUGAUCCUCGUUCUACGACCUGGGGUAUACCGAUACGAUCUUCCCAACCAAUUUGUGCCGUACGAUCGUCACAUCAGUGCUGCUGAAUUGAAGAGGGAUACUGACUCCUACCUGGUUUGCAAAGCUGAGGUUAUGGUGGAAGCAGUCAAGGCCAGCAACCCAUCUGAUGCAAGUCAGCCCGAACCCCAGGAUGAGGAUGUCUGGUUCCAACGCGGUUGGGGCUAAGAACUCUCAUCCCCUCCCGGGGCUCUGAUCGGUCUAUCCAUUCGCUCUGGCGGGUUUUGCUUUCGAAAAUCGUUCUUCUAUAUCAUUUCUCGUUC
This is a messenger RNA of Aspergillus fijiensis CBS 313.89, 1150 nucleotides long. RefSeq lists its product as uncharacterized. Bases 264 to 1055 code for a protein of 263 amino acids. NCBI's taxonomy places the organism in Eukaryota, Fungi, Ascomycota, Eurotiomycetes, Eurotiales, Aspergillaceae. The transcript is spliced from 2 exons. The record is from RefSeq and is a predicted model, not a curated record.